Molecule: messenger RNA, 684 nt
Organism: Penaeus vannamei (Pacific white shrimp)
Lineage: Eukaryota; Metazoa; Arthropoda; Malacostraca; Decapoda; Penaeidae
Source: RefSeq, a predicted model, not a curated record
AUGUUUGUCUUCUUAGCAGUACAUCAAAUACAUGUCCACUCAAUAUGGGUAAAAGUCAAUCAUGACCGUCGCUGGAACGACAUGAGACUGAGUGUGUUGGCGUUGGGCUUGGUCGUCGGGUCGGCCUGCAGCAGCUGCCUCGGCGGAGGCUGUGGCGGAGGAUCCUCUGGUGGCGUCAGCCGCUCCUACGCAGGACCCACCAAUAGCUUCGGAGGAGGAGGAGGAGGAUCCUUCGGGGGAGGAUCGUUUGGAGGCGGAUCCUUCGGGGGAGGAUCCUUUGGAGGUGGUUCGUUCGGAGGAGGUUCUGGAGGCGGCGGUGGAGGAGGAAUAAGUACCAGUUAUGGAGGACCAAGCAAUAACUUCGGUGGAGGAGGAGGUGGCGGUGGGUCCUUUGGGGGAGGUGGAUCCUUCGGAGGAGGAUCUUUCGGAGGUGGUGGCGGAUCCUUCGGUGGUGGGUCCUCUGGAGGAGUAAGUACAAGUUACAGCGGACCAAGGAAUAACUUUGGAGGAGGAGGAAGCGGUGGCAGAGGAUCCUUCGGAGAGGGUCCUUCGGUGGAGGCGGCGGUCGCUUCGGUGGCGGAUCUUCUGGCGGAAGGGGCGGUGGUUUCGGCGGCGGAGGAGGAUCCUUUGGAGGAGGAUCCUUCGGCGGGGAGUGAGCAACACUUACAGUGGGCCAAGCAAUAA